AUGUUUCUAUUGAACGCUUUUGUCAACUUAUCGAAAAUCGAUGCUAUUCAACAGAAAACAGCUGAUACCAAUAAAGUAUCAUUGUUAAUUGAUAUGUGUGAUCAAUAUUCAAUUGUAUACGAUAUUUUAUGGGCACUUUCAUUCAAUCAUGAUAUUCAACAACAACUCCGUUCAAAUGCAUCAUUUAUGGCUAAAUUAGUUUAUCUACCAAAAGUCUGCGAUGAUCAACAAAUACGAAAAAUAACCUAUGGCCUAUUAUGGAAUUUAGAUACAAAUCAUACAGAUCGUCAAUUGUCAUUGAUUGAUAAUAAAGAAAAUUUUGAUAUUAUGAUUAGUUACUCGCAUAAAGAUGAAAUCAUUUGUAGACGAAUCUAUGAACAACUUGUCGAUGUUGGUUGGCGUGUAUGGAUUGAUUUUGAUCAAAUGCAUGGGAAUGUAAUGGACGCCAUGGCACAAGCUAUCGAACAAUCAAAUACAAUUAUUAUAUGCAUGAGCGAAGAAUAUCGAAAAAGUAAUUAUUGUCGAGCUGAAGCAAAUUAUGCAUUUCAACGUGGCACUAGAAUUGUUCCGAUUCUUCUUCAAGAACAUUAUCAUCCCGACGGUUGGUUAUUGUUUAUAGUUAGUCAAUUCAUUUUUGUAGAUUUUACUAGAUGUGAAUUUUCACAAGCCAUAGAAAUAUUAAUCAAAGAAUUAAAAGCACCAGAUAUCAGUGAAAUACGUGUUUUAAGUGUUACUUCAGAUGAAGAAGUUAAUGAAAUAAAUUCUUUCGUAACCAUGUCUCCAGAACCGUCGCCAUCGUUAGUACUUCCAAAAGAUAUUCUCAAUUGGACUCAAACUCACGUGCAGAAUUGGUUGAUUAGUAAUAGCUUGCUGCAAAUGUCUCGUCUAUUUGCUAAUUGUGAUGGUCAAAGCCUUAUGUAUAUGUCUGAAAUGCUAGAAAAUCUUCAACUUCAACAGGUUAUAUCUUUAUUGCAAGAGGACUCUCUUCGACGAACAAGUCAAAGUUUAUCAUUAGUUGAAUUCACAUAUUUUCGAUCGCCUUUGAAUCAACAAAAAGUAUGUUUGGAAUCUGGCACGAUUCCUAAAUCGUCAAAAUCAAAACGUGGUAAAUUACAAAUAAAAUCCUUUGCUUGCUGUCACAUACUUUAA
Messenger RNA from Rotaria socialis, 1149 nucleotides. The record is from the annotation of a GenBank genome assembly. Lineage: Eukaryota; Metazoa; Rotifera; Eurotatoria; Philodinida; Philodinidae.